GCUUUUCUAAUGGUGCAAAAAAAGGUUUGUACUAAAUCAGCUUGAUUUCUCCGAGGAACAGAUAAACAGAAGAGGAUUUGCAACAGACCGAAAAACUGUGCUGGUAUUUCCUGCUAAUUCAAAAACUCUAACCGUAUUUUACAAUACCGACUUAUUAUUACAAAAAAAUUAGAAAUACUGUUUUGUAUGAAACCAAAGCAUUUAGAUUUUUAUGUUUUAAAUAAACCCUUUUCAAGUUUAGAAGGAAAACUAGAAAGCCUUUUGGUUUGAUGGAGUAUACUAGUACGUUUUUGUGAUGGAGUAUACUCUGCUAACUUAUAAGAUGCACGUAAUGGAAAUUUCAAGUGAAAUUUGUUUUUGGCAUUAUUAUACAUAUUCAGAUUCAGCUUAACGAGCUGAUUACGAAUAACACCUUCCGAGCCGCCACAAGCCAUUUCUUCAUGGAGAAAAACUCAAAUUACUGAGAGGACCUGUUUUUCUUCGAAAGUAUCAGUACUAUUUAUACAAAAAACAACUGUGAGUGAUCAAAUUUUGCAGCAAUUAUUAAAUGGCAUACUCCAGUUUAUAGUAUGGAGUUGUUUUAGCAGAAAUAACACAGAUAUACUUUUGAAGAAAAACAUUAGAACGAUUUAUCUCGACAAUGAAAUGCUUUUGGAUAAAUCGACUGCCUUUAAAGAAUUUUCAGCUUUGUGCAGAAUUUCAUUCUCUACAUAAUAAAUUCUAAACAUGAUCUCUUCACAAAUCCAGACCUGAUGAGCGAUCGCCACCAUUUUCGAUGCGGCGACCUGAUCGUCGAAUACCGUGGUCGAUACGCCAGCCAGCUAAUUCAUUCUCGAAUGGUCGGCGAUCACCUACUGAUGAUGCUAACGAACCAAAUUUCAGGUUUACCGAUCUGAAGGAGCAAAGUUCAAGAAGCAACAAUAAUGAAAAACCACUUAAUUUAGAAAAUUAUGUUACUGUUUAG
Messenger RNA from Didymodactylos carnosus, 964 nucleotides. The record is from the annotation of a GenBank genome assembly. Lineage: Eukaryota; Metazoa; Rotifera; Eurotatoria; Philodinida; Philodinidae.